Messenger RNA from Dermacentor albipictus, 11854 nucleotides. RefSeq lists its product as uncharacterized. Lineage: Eukaryota; Metazoa; Arthropoda; Arachnida; Ixodida; Ixodidae. The record is from RefSeq and is a predicted model, not a curated record.
AGGAAAUUAAGGGUGCUUCCUUUGGGAAGCAUAUUUACGAUGUAAAUUUAUCGAAUCUAGUUCGAGCUAUCGAAACAACUUGGUGCUUUCAUGUUUGAUUAUCUGAGCGCAGUAGGCAAGAUUCCAGAAAUAGCGAACUUACAACAAAUUAAUUUUCUGUCCCACCCUCCGUGGUUCCACCUAUUCGCCAACGGCGGGCGAGAGCCAACCCUAAGGCCAAGGUUCAUUCAUGAACGUGAACGUGUGGGUGCAGGACGAUACAUUCUCGAAGGUAGUCGCCACAGGCGCGCUGGAGACAAAUUUCCUGCGCUCAAAGGCAUAGUGAUGUGGUCUUCUAGUUCUCCGUACGUCGAUUUUUGCCAAAACAGUAAAGGCAGAACGCGAUGUUGAAGUACAAGCAUAGAAUAUGGUACAAGUACCUGAAUCUUGGUUUCGCAUUCGGCAGAAGAUGCCCCUAAAGUCUUUAGGUAUCCUAGGGACUAUUCUAGGGACUCUAGGUGCCCCAAGAUGAAAGCAGCAGUCACCACGCACGCCAGCGCCAGAGAGGCGAUUGGACCGGCGGCCAUCGUCGAUAACCGGCUCAAGCAGCUGUUUAACUCUACUGCAAUAUGGACCGUCUUGCACAUGCCACUGGAAGCAUUUGCUUCAUUCUCCUAACGAAUAUGGUGAAUGGAGAUGACUUUCUUGAAAAAACGAGGAAGAAGUAUUCUAAGACUCCUAUGAGUGUGACAACUGUCGUCGUAUUAGCUGUCGGUCUGCCACUGACCAUACUUGUAGCAUGUUGCGCCAUUUUUGGGGCUCUCUGGUACUAUGGAAGACAGCGCGCACUGGCAGCGAUGCAGUCCGGCUUCUAUGUGCCACCAACGUUGGGUCCAGCUCCGAUUCCAGGUCCAGUAAUGUCAGGCGUACCUACUUGCAGCCACCCAGAAGCGUAUCCUCUCGUACCUGGUACAUCCACAUCUCUGACUACCCUGAAUACACAACAGAAAGGCUUUCAAGAAGAGAGAAGUCCUCUCUACCCCAAGGAUGGAUACUAUUCUGAUUAUAACAGCUCGUCCCUGCCCCAGCUGCCCACAGCAACAACGCCAUCUGCACCACCUCAACCACCGCCCCCUUAUGGCAACUGAACGAACUAGCAUCUCCUGGACCUUUGUGGAUGGAAUGGACUGGCCACAGUAGCGCACUCUGCUGCUUGGUUAGAAGUUGCAAGAUUUUUCCCCGAUGGGAGCACAAUGCAAAAGCAACUGGCAGGGGCAGCAUGUCUCUGCCAGUCACCCACUGCACCAGUAUGCCAUCUGCUAUUUGCUUAUAACAACAACAAAAAAAAAGUGUCUGAUAAGCGCAUUUGCUUAUAACAGACCGCAAGCUAUGCUGAAAUGCAAACACCAAAUGAGGGAAAUGCACAUUGUGAGACAAUGAUGCAGCAAUGUCAUGAGGACAGAAGCAAUGUAUGAUGCUUCCUUGACUUAGGCAAUGUGAAAUAACAUAGACAGAGGGAAAGAGAACGCAGAUGCAGCGCAGUAUGAUGCUUGUGGACGCAUACAUUUAAAGAUGUGAUACGCCUUGGGCCACAGUUUCACAUACCAAUUGCGGAGGGUUUGCAAAGUAUUGGCACGCACCCAUUGGCACAUACCCAAUGACCCAAGAAUGGUGUAGUGCUACAAAUACAACAAAUUUAGGAAAAUCAAGGAAGAUGUUAAAUAUUGCGUGGCAUUAAGAAGAAUUUCUGUUUUAGAGAUACCUAUGAGACGACUUACAUGUACAUGCUUUAUGUCAUGAUUUAGUGGUUUGUUAGGUAGAACAGAGACGCAUGCACUGGCACUACAUUGUCAGUCAACAGGCAGUGUUCUAUAAUGCUGGUUUGCUAUAUCCUAGCUCUCGUGGCUAUGCUAGCUCAUGCUAGCUCUUGCUUAGCUCUUGUGACUGAUGAACGACAACCCUCGCCAAGUGAUGCUGUUAUAAGCAAAGAAAGCUUCCUUUAAUUAUUGCUUAUUCACUUAGGACAUGUUCUUCAAACCAAGAGACAUUUGUUAAGCCACAUUGCUCAAACCCAUGCUAAAUGUGGCUUAAGGGCACCCUGAAACACUUUUUGAACAUAGUAAAAAAAUGUGGCCGAUACUUUAACGAAGCUCCUGUGAACACGUGAGCCAAAUAAUAUUGCACUGCAUACAGCAGAAAAUUUACAAUCUCUUGUCAAAAGCAGGGAACAGUUGCUUGCUCUUGCAUCUGCAAUGUCGUCAUCAAAAGCAGUUGGCACACCAAUGCUAUUGGUUGAUUUCAUGAUCGCGAGAGCAUUCUCAGUAGUGCACAGUCACUGACUUUGAGUUAAAUAAAUUCAAAAUAUGUCUCCCUUCUCAAAAUGGCAGAAAUAUUAUUUCAUCUUUGCACUGCAUGCGUCUGCGUCUGUUGUGCGUAGCUUUCAAGAUGGCAACGGCGUGCUGCAUAGCGUAGUUUACUGCAGCUGCCAGGAGGUGCAAGCUGCAGCUGCAACAAGUACUUUUGCUGCUGCAACUCGACCUUUAGGCCGGGCAUUGCCUUCUUGGCUUUUCCACUGUAUAGCUUCCAGUGUGGUAGUGAAGACAAAAAGAGGGAGAAAGCCGCGUAUCGGUGCGAUAACACCAAUUAUAGUUGAAGGUUUUGAAAAGAUUGUGCGGCUUGAGAUUUGUGAGACAAUGUACCUUAAUAGUGAGGCCAUUCCAUGAUUAUUUAAAAAAGUGUAUUGGGGCCCCUUUAAGGCAGACCAUUGAAAGCUUCUUGCUCAAGCACAUUGUAUAUACCAUCAAACUAGCCUCGUGGUCGAUGACCCAUACAAUUUGGAUCCCUGGCCAAUAAUAGUCAUUGUCAAUAGUCAUUAAUAGUCAUUGUGAAGAAGGCUCCCGUGCGAAAGCUGAAAUGUAUUUUAUUUGAAUAUACUGUACCUUGGUCGGCAUUGUGCGUUUUAUCGACCAUGGGUCCCUGAAACUGACAAGAACUAGCCUCAAAUGAACAUCCUUCAAAUUGCCCUAAACCACACAAGCGAAGUGUAUUGUUGUAGUCUGUUUUCCUGUUGCGUCAUCUCAUCAGAGUUCCCCAUAUGGUCUUUUCCUACCCUUUACAUGCCAGCAGUUCUCGUACCAACUUCAGCAGGUGAUGUCACUUCUAUUAUACAACCUUGCAGAAUCAGCAAAGCUCCUUAUUAUAACUGCUGGCAGCCAUCAUAACAUUGGGUGAGACACUGCCUUCUUCUUUUCACCUCUAUUCUGCUCUUGGUGCCUACGGUCCGUCAGUCGUGUCACCAUGUGAAGUAACGUGCAAGUUGUUCUACGCAUGUUGGCAAACUUCUCAGCUCUUCAAAUUUCCCCUCUCCCUUCUGCCCAAGAAAGUAUUGGGGCUAUGCUCUGGGACAGUGUUCUUUAUGACGAUGCUUUCAAUUUUGUAUGGCAUGCAGUUCAGUACGAUAUUUCACGUAGACAACCUCUUGAUGAUUUAAAUGGCAAAUCUGGUGAUUUUUCUAUAUCCACUGAUCUUAAUAAAAUUCUGAAUGUAUUAUCUUUUUUGCUCUGAUUAUCUAUGCCAAACAGUAUGGCUGCAAGUCAUUUAGUUUUCCUGAAAAUGAAUUUUAAAGAUUGGUUGCGUUCCCUACUCAUGACUUUUUACUGGCCACCCUGUGUUUGUGACAUCAGAGACUACGCUGCCACUGUCGCUGAAAUCGCUGCUGUCUAGUUAGGAAAAUCUGUAAAAACUCCCUGUAUUGUCAGGAGACAUCGUCAGCGUCACUUGUUUGGCGUUAGUGCUACAUGUACUGUGUAGCAUGCAUUCUGUGUGUUUACAUUAUAGUAGUGUACUGUAGGCUUCAGUAUCUUGUUUAUUGGUUAUUUAAAAUUAUUGAUGAAUUUAUAAGCAAAUUGAACCGCCCUACUGGUGACAGGACUGUCAAUGCCAUUUGAAAAUCUCAAUCUCCUAAUAUGAUAAAAAAAAAUGCCGGAGUUCCCCUUUAAGGUUUCAGAUAUCCACACGAUCAAAGCAUUCGCACAGUAUGUCAAAAUAAUGGUGAUGAAAUUACAGCAUGCUCAAGCACUUUUUUUGUCACUGCUGCUGUUUUAGUGAAUUGGGAUGCAUUUAAGACCCCUGGGGUUGUCAUUCUAGAACGCAGCACAAACUCUCAAGCUUCAUGUCUUCUCUGCGCACCAAAGUGACACCGGCAGUGCGGUGACAGUGAUGCUGCAAUUGCAGCAACAGUGACAUACCAAUCCCACAGCAAAGUGUGUCUUUACAAGAGAGAAGGGUGUUCAGAGAGGUUCAGGUAUAGCACUUGCUUUCACAAGUGAUGAUUAUGGUUGCUCUUGCAUGCGAUCUUAGUGGGCUGUGUAGUAAUGGAAGCAUAACAGUUGGCUCUUGACACCCUCUUCUCUUCCAAGCACUUCCAAAGUAGCUGAAUGAAUGUAAAAUACUCUGGCAGAACAGUCGUUGUCCAUCACUCUACAAGUUAACUUUUACAUUUUAUUGUGCCAAAGCUGCACCAUGGCUAUGAACAAUGCGCAUGGUGCAGCUUCUGACUAAUUCUUGUAGCAACCUAACGUUCUUUACUAAAGCAUACAUAGCACAUGAAGGUAGUUGCAUUGUGCCCUCAUUAGGAUUUGAUUGUGUGACUUCCUGCUUCUCAACAGGGUGGUGUGAUCUCUGAGCUGCUGUGGCAAGUCUAUCGCUUCCACAGUGUUUUAGGGGAUUGCAGUACGUUUCAUUUAGUUUGUGCAAAGGGAAGUAGCUUAGGGGAUGCAGAUGUCAUUGAUACUGAAGGCAGCUGUGGCAGGGGCUGCUAUGACGAGUUGAAUCCAUCUUCAGGGUACGGAGGACUCCUCCGUUUCUGGAGGCCCUUCUGUUGUACAUACAACUGCAAUGUGGGUGCACCUGGUGUGAGAGGAUGCAGUUCUGGAGCGAGGGUUGUGUGUGUAGGUAGAUGCAUCAGACAUCACUGGACCCAACAAUGAAGACACAGAGGGGUGGGGUUGCAGCAUUGCCUGCAAAGCACAACGUGAUGGUUGAAAGACGUUACAAAUGAGCACUGUGUUUGAUGAGUAGGAAGGAUAUGUAAAGGGAAAGGGCAGAAAGGUCAGCUUAAUGCUUACUACUCUGUCCUGUUAUUCUGCAUAGGGAGAAAAAGGAAAGAGCAGAAAAAGAUUGCUACCAUGAGUGAUGACGACGACAAGGAGCAAUAAAAAGCAAAUGAUUAGGUGCCACUGUGACAGAACGUCAUUUCUACAUGAGGGAUGAUUCUUGGCCCCUGCCAGCUACACUCAUAAUAGCCUUCAUGGUGGUCUUAUCUUUAUUAUUCUGUGUCAUCUCUUUGUGUGCCUGCUACCGCAGAAGACAACGUUUAUGGGCAGUGACACAAUCCAGCCCAUAUGUGGCACCAUCAUUGAGUCCAGGUCCAGUUCCAGGUCCAGUGAUGUCAGGUGCAGCUUCCCACACCCACCCAGAAGCGCGUCCUCUCAUACCGGGUGCAUCCACAUAUCUGAGUACACCCAAUACAGAACAGAGGGGCUUCCCAGAAGAGAGGAGUCCUCCCUACUCCAAGGAUGGAUUCUACUCUGAUCAUGUUUACCGGCAGCUGCCCAAAGCACCAGUGCCAUCUGCACCGCAUCCGCCCUUGCCUCCUUAUAACCACUGUUGAAACUGGCAUGACCUAAAGCUUUGUGGACGCGAUGGGCUUGCUACAGUGACUCGGAGGUUGUGCUACUUCGCUGUUGAGUCGGAAGUCGCAGGAUUUCACCUUGAUGGCGGGCACAGUGCAAAAGGGUUACUGUGGUCAUUGCACUGUAUCCCUACCACAGCCACUCAUAGCUACAAUGCUUGAUUGAUUGAUGGAUAUUGUUUCUUGGCGCAAGGGCCAGCUACAAUGCUAUCUAUAGCACAUGAACCACUGCCGUGUUACGGAAACUGAAACAAAACAAAAUGGUAUGACCUAGGCUUUUGUGGAAGCAAUAGAUUUGCCAUAUGGUCCCUGUGUGGGAGAUGCCCGCUGCGCGCUGACGCGCGUCCUGCUGGCCCUUUGAUACAGCUUAUCCAAUACAGUAGAUUUGCCAAAGUGGCUCAGAGCCUAUGCAACUCUGCUGUUGUUUGGGAAGCCAGAGGAUCACAUCUCGUUAUGGGCUCAAAGCGGAAAUUUGUGCUGGUGUGCUAAGGUGAAAAAAAAAAAAUCCCAGGUUUUCAAAAUUAAUCACGAGCUUCCUGCCAUAUGGCAUGCCUAAUAGUAUAAUAGCCCAUGUUGCAGCUUUGGCACAGUGAUAGACAACAAUGACACUGGAUAGUGGCUAAUUAUUCUAUGCCCGUCCAGUUGCUUUGGAAGUGCCUAAAAGAUUUGGAAUUGUAGAAGGCAUGAAGGGGCAGUUCUUAUUACUGCACUGCCAACCAGAAAUGCAAACUAUAUUCACUGCCUUGGGGAGCAAAUUCUAUACCUGAACCUCUCUGAGUCCCUUUCCUGUAUGGUUGUGUAAUGCCACACAUUAGCACUUGUACAUCGUUGUCGCUGCUCCUGCGGUAUUAUUGUCACUGCAGUAUCACUCUCUCUUCACUGCAGAGACAAGACAUGAAGUUUGAGAGUUUGAGAGUUAGGGCUGCAUUUUGGAAUGAUAACCGUAGAGGCCUUAAAUGUGUGCCUUAAGUAAGCUGCAGUGAUGAAAGGAUGUGCGGGUGCGCUGGCUCUUCGUCGCAGUUUUCUUGACAUACUGUAUGGUUGUGUUGAUUCAUUGGGUGGCAGAAAUAUUACAUCAUCAAGAGAUUGUCUUCGUAACAGUUAACUGUUGUGCUUAACCAUGACCCACACAAAAAUGAAACAUUGUUUCAGAGUAUAGCCAUUACUCUUCCAUGGACAGAGGGGACGUUCUUCAUUGAAGAGCUGAAAGACGUGGCAGCACCUGUGGAAUGACUUGCUACUCUGUAUGGAUAAGAAAUUGACGGUCUGGGGGCACCAAGAGCAUAUGUGUGCUUGUGCCCUUGCUCUUUUUUUGUCUAGUUGCAGUGUCGUUUUUUUUUACAGCUGUUUCAUGAUUGUACUUCACAGUUAAUUGCAGGCAUAACAGCAAGAUAUGCAACUGUUUCUGAGCUUUGUUGCAAACGUGUGUUAUACUUUCUCUGCUUCUCUACAGUAGUGUUACACAGCAUGAAAGCCAGGCACAUGCUUCCUAUCGCCAACUGGUGUUGAUUCCGAACGAAGUGCACUGGUUAAAUUGAGUCAAUCCUCAAAUGCUAGCUGCCAGAGGAAGGAGUCGGGAAACUGGCACACUCUCACUUUUAGAAAUAAAUUGUCACUGCGCCACACCACGCAUGUGCCAAGCAUCCAUCUCAAAGCACUAGCUUUCAUGAUAGAAGUGCUAAGCUCAUUACUCUUUGUUUCAUGUGUUGUUUUGUGGCCCAAUGGGUAGAACAUAGAAAUGUUGUAGGGGACCCUGGUCGAAAUCUCGCCAUUGGACACAUAUAUUAUUUUAUUGAGCGACAGCUUCUGUUAAACGCCUUGCUGAGCCUAUCCGGCGAGAUAGAUGACACACUAAACCUUGCAAAAGUAGGCAAAGAAAGCUUUGCUUUAGGACAGUGUCUCACUCAAUGUUGUGAUGGCUGCCAAUGGAGCUUGGUUCUGCUAAGUUGUAGUAAACUGACGUCACCUAUCCAAGUUAGCACAAGAGCUGUUGGCAUGCAAAGGGUAGGAAAAAAAAAACCACACUGGGGAACUCUGAUGAGAAGACCCACCUGGGAAAACGUGGUUCAUCCAUAAAUGCACUUUGCUUUUGUGGUCUAGAGCACUUUGAAGAUCCUGAUUUGAGGCUUGUUCAUAUCACUUCCAGGGUGAUUACAGAGCUGAUUGACGGGGAGUGGGCGGGGGGAGGCGAGUUUGAUGGCAUCAAAUAUGUUCAAGCAGGAGUGCAGACAUGCUGUCAGUGGCCCGCCUUAAGCCAGAUUUGGCAAGGGUAUUAAGGGAUGCAGCUUAUGAAAUGCCUCGGGCUUUGCCGGGUCCUUGCCUGCACUUACAGGGGGGUUCAGUAUGAACUGUUAACACUUGGUUUUCAUUAAAACUUUUCAUUUGUCCUGUUUUUAUUGCACUGAAAUCGAGCAUGAAAGUGCUGAUGCUUUUAUACAACAGCUACUUGACAAGUAUUAGUGAAUGAGGUUUAAGACAUAUUUGUUGUUUUUCGAGUACUGAUUGGGUGCUUUUCCUUCAAACUGAUGGGACCUGUAUAAGCCGUAAGGUUGUUGCUCUGUUUAAUAUAUAUAUAUAUAUAUUUUUGUGACUUGUGUGUCCUGUAAACAAAUGUCCCCAGCCACAAGAAUCCUAGCUUUUGUAACGCUGCUUGCUGGACAAGUAGCUAUGCUAUUUUUAGAAGGAACGGAUGAAAAUUCAGACAACCUCAGGAAGAAACAACUUAAUUAGUUGUUUAGCUGUUUGACUUCCUUCCUAUAUGCACCUUGCUGUGAGCUGCUUUAUUAUUAUUGUCUUUAUUAUUUCUUGUGAAAUUUGAACUGGGGUGCUACAUAAAAAUUGCUGUUUUUAGCGUACGAAGUACGUUCCAAAAGUAAGUUUCAUCAUUUUUUGAAAGAGAAGACGGUGCACCAGGUGAAACAAACAAUCUCCAUAAGAAUCCACACCCAUUGCUGGUUCAGUGAUGGAAGGAGCAUCAGUGGAGGAGGAAUGACGCAUGUGCAAAGCGCUAAAGAAAAGAGAGUAGCAGCAGACCAGCAUGCCUGAGAUUAUCGAGUACAAAUCACAGUGGCAGACAGACGUGUACUAACAGCAUGGUCAAUGGAAGUGCGUGCUGUCGUCUGGUAUGAAUGGGCACGUGGGACUAGUGUGUCCACCAUCCGUGAAUGCCUAACGAUCGUGUAUGGUGAAGAGGUCAUGUCUCGGGCCUUGCAUCGCAGGGCACCGAGUUUUACUAGGGUGGUUUCUUCAAACUGAUUGCAUGCUACGGUAGAUUUCUCAACGUAAGUGGCAACUAUGUGGAAAAAUAGUGCAAGGUGUAUAGUUCAUGAUGCCAUAGUGUAUUUCUUUUUAUCAAUAAAUUUUCCGUGUGAAAAUAAAUGACGAAACUUACUUUUGGAACGUCCCUCAUAGCUUUUUAUAACGUGAACAAAAAAAGGGAUGUGCCAAGUGCUAGUUUUGUAUUUUGUGAUGCAGUUAUAUUGACUUGAGCGUGGGCCGGAUUUCACAAGUGAAGGUUACGUUGCUGUGUCUGCUUGCUACUCAUGAAAUACUCAUUCUGUUGUAUUGAUUACUACAAAACUGGGUGAGGCUAGUCUAAGAAAUCUAUAGUACAAGCUUUGCCCCCAAUACUGUGCUACACUUACCCUCGUUGCCUCCAUGCGUUUAAACAAAGUUCCAGGAAUAUCCCGAUAUUGAAAGAAGUUCAUCUCUGCCGGCACAUCCUGGGAAUGAGCAAAUGUAAUUGGCUGGCCCGUAUAUACAAACACAAAUAUAAGUUGGACAGUGGUGCAUUCUUAGGUUGUCGCAACCAUACGAGUUCUCUGUGAUGCCUGUGUAUUGCAUGUGGCUGAGCUCAGUGAUCUAAUGUAAUUUUUACCUACACUUGCUUUAUCCGCAGCUUGCAAUUGGCCCCCUGUGUACAGCUGGAUGAAAGCAGAGGCAUUGUUAUACAUUACAACCCUGCUAAUAGAUUCCAUGCUGAUACAUUUUCCAGUUGUAAAGUGUCUGAAGCCCAGUCACCGUAGUGCUAACAAUGUGCUUGCACAAUAUGUAAACCAGCUACUAAUAUCCUCUUUCUUUGUCUCAAAUUGAAAAUGUAAUGCAGUUGCUUCAGUGUAUAAGGCUGCAAGAAUAUAAGGCCAUCACAAUGUUUCAACACCUCAUGUUAACAUUUGUGAAGUGGCUGUCGUGCAUCACCAAACCAAAUUUUAGGUUUAUAAUUUGUAUGUGUUUUUCGAGACCCGAAAUCAUAAUUCUUCAGCCACAUUAGUCAAUAGAGUUUGACUUUUUCUUCAGGUGUGGCACAUAUAAUUUAGAUGGGCUGUGUGGUUGUCUCAUAAUAUGGGUGUUUCAGCAUUUCACAUGCAUUUGAAUAUGGAAAUUCAAGUUGCAAAUGAGCUAAAGCUUUGUCCUCCUAGAUGUUCUGCAUCGGCUUUGCAGCAAAGUGUAUCUUGCCUAUUAGUACUUGCUUUAGGCAUAAGAAAAAAUUUCCAGCCCUUUGACAUUUCCUCUAAGUCUUGUUUUAUGCAUUGUAUCACCUUGGCAUGUGUAUGUAUGCUGCAGUGGCUCGUGCAACAUUCAUUUUGCAAACUAGGUUGUUUGUACAGAAUUUCCAUGCUACAUCUCUUGUACAUGCACACCGUGUAGUAAUUUGUGAGCACUAGUUUCAGUGUAGGCUGCUAAAAGCCAUUUGGAAAAGUGCCUGCUUGAGCUGUCCUUGUAAGGAACUUUGUGCCAGUGUAAUGUAACCUCAUAAAUGUUCCUUAUACUGCAGGCGGCUGUGGCCUGCGAGUCUCGCUCACCACUUGUUAUGGUGAUUGUUAUUGAACUCUUCCCACGUCAUUUUAUUCAUAAACACCAAGUUUUUUAGCGAAGCUGCAUUGGCACACAUGUUGUUACAUCAAGAAGGUUUGUUCACAGCCUCAUAAAGAAAUGAAUCUCUCUUCGCGAAAAUGUUGCUGUUUACUUUUAAACUUUUGCAAAUGUGUGCUUCCGGUUGGCUAAGCAACAACAGUAGCUCAGCUUAUGGUGGCAUGCUUGACGAUGGGAAAUUUACCUAACUUUGUUUGCUGGGCUUUGUUUGGCACAGCAUGAUUGUUUUGGUGCUUAAGAAAGUUCGUUUAUUUUGCUGCUACCAGAUUAAAAUGUAUACUUUGUGGCCACAAAUGUCUAGGGAUGUGGCUUCUAGCAAAAGGCAACGCGACUGUCGAAUGAAGCCAUUUUAAAGGAAUUGAGACACCUGUAUUAGGAAGGGGGAGAGGGGGGAGUACUGUUCUGUCAUUUGCAGCAGCUUUCCUGCAAUCUGUUCAUGGACCAAUGGCUAUCUUCAUCAAACAUGACUAUUUAUUAUAUCAACUUUUUCAGUGGAACAGUUUUCUUCCACUGACAUUCAUGCUUAUUAUAUGUGGUUGUCAUAUUUUCUGCACUGCUAACUUAUGCAGUAGCUACUGUUCUUUGUUCCUAUGUGCAGCUGAACAAAUCUAACCUCUGUUUUCAACAUUUUGACACAUUUCAUAUAUGUAUCUUUUUAAAAUUUUUUUGCACAUGCCAUGCAUUCACCAGUUUGUGAGCAUGAUAAGCUUGCUUUGAGCGAAAUUUAUUCCAUACUACUGCUAUUACUUCUGCCUUAUAUGCGGCAAGCUUGGUGGAUAUCGUAAACAACUUGUCUGCUGUAGACUCAAGUUUCCACAGUUUGGUUCCUCUCUGAAAUGUGGGAGUACUUUGUGUGCAUUAAAUUGUUCAAAAUGGCUGUCACUGAAAAAUGCAUGAAAGAAAGAACCAAAUUUUUUGCUAAUCUUGGGACAUUUACGGAUAUUAGAAUUAACUUGUUCAGAGUGGUUGUGUGUGUUAGUUAAGGGUCAUCUUGAAAACGUGGUUCAAACAUGUGGGAAACAUGCAGGUUACUUAUACAACAAGCAAACAUUCAUAACUCUGUCCUGCUUGUUAUCUUUUUCUGGAUUCAGUGUUUCUCCACGCUGUUGUCUGGAUUUAAGCUGUGAUACGUAAUGUGACAAUAGUGUUGUCAGCUUUAGAUUCGGUGACAAGAUUCUCGUGCCUACAGACUCUGCCUGCUCUUGUUCGCUUGCAGUUUAUGCAUUUUACUGUUGCAUUUUUACUAUGGCUGCAGAAUGCUUGUUGUAAAUGUUCAAGUCCAGUCAAUAAAGCACAUUAGUGUUAUUGUAA